Molecule: messenger RNA, 4189 nt
Organism: Macrosteles quadrilineatus (aster leafhopper)
Lineage: Eukaryota; Metazoa; Arthropoda; Insecta; Hemiptera; Cicadellidae
Product: VPS35 endosomal protein-sorting factor-like
Exons: 20
Coding region: 397-3282 (961 amino acids)
Biological process (GO): endocytic recycling
Cellular component (GO): endosome
Source: RefSeq, a predicted model, not a curated record
AAACAAAACCGUGUUGUAAAUGUAAACAUAACUUAUACUUUACCAUUACUUUACGUAUAAUAUAGGGAGUUUUUUUAUUAUACAUCAUUGUAACUUUGUUCAAGUAACUUGAGGCGAAGCUUGUAAUGAAUUAACACAUCUCUACUUUUAUUUUUACUGUAAAAUAACGUUGAUUUGAUAUAUAGAAUGAAGGUUAACUUACUUCCCUUUGAAAUUGACAUUUUUGUUAAGUUAAAAGAUUUUUACUAACUACACUAUACAACUUUUUGGGGUGAAAGUUUCCCAAAAAACCUACAGUAUUUGAUUUUAAAUUAGCGCUUCUAUUUUAAAUUAAUCAAAUAGCCUAAGUGGCAUUCAUUGUGCACAUAGAUUAUAAACUAGCUUAGGACGAAAAGGAUGAAUAAAUCAUGGGAAUGGUGUUGUAAGAUUCAGCCAGCUAUAAAUAAAUCUAUUUUACCAAGAGAAGAAGUUUUAGAUAACCCUCUCAAAUCAAAUGUAGUUGUAGUCAGUGAAAGCAAGGGUGCCAGUAGGAGGGGGGGUAGCACUGUAACCAGUACCGGGUCAUCCACCCCCACUCCCCCAGUAUUGGACCCGCUCACGGUAGCUCUAGACGGGACAGACCCGCUAAGUCAGUUUGCUGCCAGUCAGGAUCCAUUGUCAGUUAUGGCUACAGAAUCUUGGGAUAGAGAAGACAAAAAGUCAUCAAAGAAAGUGGAAAGGUAUAGCGACAUUGAGCCGUGGGCAGUUCGCAAAACAUCCAUCCUAAGCAAGUUUACCACCUCUGAGAAACUAUCCAUGGUGUCGAGUUUUCUUUCUGGAGGGGAAAAAGUGGUUGUAAAGACACAGAGCUCUGCAGUAAAGACUAGACUAGAGCAGCUGGAUGACUUUGAGGAAGGAUCAGUUAGAGAGGAGGCUGACCUAUCACAACAGGAGUAUGCUGGACGUAUAGAUCAACUCAACAAAGAGCUGGUGCAAGCGUGGAAUGAUGACCAACGAGUCAAAGCCUUGAAAAUUGCCAUUCAGUGUUCCAAGUUAUUGGUUGACACGUCAGUCAUCCAGUUUUACCCAAGCAAGUUUGUACUGAUCACAGACAUAUUGGAUAUCUUUGGACAGUUAGUUUACAACCGACUUCUUGUGAAAUCUGAAAAUACUGUACCAAUACGUCAGGGUGCAAGGAAUUUGUCACUGCCAGAGAACUUCAGCCCAGAAAUGGUGCCAGAAUCAGCCAAAGAGACUUGCCGUAACUGGUUCUACAAGAUUGCCUCUAUCCGGGAGCUGGUUCCAAGGCUGUAUGUGGAAGCGGCCAUUCUCCGGUGUUACAGCUUUCUGGACAAGGGAGAGCUGGUCCAAGCUCUGCUUCGACUGACGAGGAUGGUGCGUGGCAUAGGAGACCCUCUAGUGGCUGUGUAUGCUCGCUGUUAUCUCUGUCGGGUUGGCAUGACUGUGCACAACAUAGAGAAGCAACUGCUCAAGGAGAACUUUUAUGAUUUUCUAUCUUGUUAUCAUCAGGUGUUCAGUGGGAAUGUCCAAGUUGAUCUGUUACAUCAGAAGGUAGACUUGCCCACUUACCUCACCUUGUACACACCAGCUCUAGACUGGAUCUUACAGUCUUUGGCUCAUCAAGCACCUGACAAACUGCUGGAUGAAAUAUUGGCUCGGUGCAAGGAUCAGGGAAAUAGCUCAUUGCUGCUCAACUCCAUAAUGUCAGCCUUUAAGCCUGCCUAUAUCGCAUCACGAGCCAGCCUUUUUGUGCAGCUUAUAGCUGUCUGUGAUGAGCAAGGUUUUCCACAACAUUUGCUGUACCGCAGCCUAGGCCUGUGUCUGUCCAUAGCUGAGCCUGACAGUCCCUCACAGCUAUGGUCCCACGUGUGGCAUUACCUCACCUCACUGCACAACCCCCACCACUACAUGUCAUGUGCCGAAGUUUGGCUUCCGUUUGUAGCUCAGCACUUCUCGAGUUUUGAAGUGGACGUGUUCUUACAAGACAUCAUCCAGCACUUGUCUCGUGACAGAGCUUAUGAGAACUUUUACCCACAGCUACAGCACAUGGCUGGGAAACUGCUAACUUUGACUACUGAAUUGGAAUCCCUCUUCACUAUGGAGAAAUUCAUGCCGUUCGUAGACAUGAUCAGGAAUGAGGGUGUGAAGGUGGCAAUAUGCAAGAACAUCAUGGUGGAGUUUACAGCCAAGAUGGGACCAGUCAAUGACCCAGUCACUACCAACGCACUCAUGUCCAUCUGUCAGAUCAUGCAUGAUUCAGUCAAUGCUCUAACUGUGGAAGAUGAGAAGAGGCAGAUCAGUCAGCUGAUUGCUCAGUUAGUGUUGCGGGUAGAUCACGGCCGAGACUUUGAACAACAGCUAUCCUUCUACGUCGAGGCUAGAGCUGCAUUCAGCAACUUGGACUAUGUACAUGCUAUAUUGGUCCAGUGUGUCAACAGACUAGCUGUUGAGACCAAUCACGUAGUAAAGGGUCACCACACACGCAAGACCUCUGCGUUUGUCAGGGCUUGUGCAGCAUUCUGCUACAUCACAAUCCCAUCAAUCUUCUCAGUCACCACCAGACUACAGCUGUACCUGCUGACAGCCCAGGUGGCUUUGUCCAACCAGUGCCUAGGCCAAGUGGACGGUUGUCUGAAGGAUGCCCUGAGCCUUGUGCCAGAAGUCCCGUCCCAGCUGGAGGUGGAUGGCAAGAUGAAGAGUUCAGAACAGUUCCUUGUCAGCUACUUUUGUCAACUGCUCUCCACAUUGCUCGUUGUGCCGGACAGUCCAGAACAGGGAGUGCUUUACCUCAUCAGAGGUCUGUUGAAUGUUCUGCAGCAUUACACGUGGGACAACAGCAGCUGUGCUCGGGCCCAAGUCUACCUGAGAGCUUUGGACAUGCUAUCCAUCGCUGCUCAGGAGACAUACCCCUAUCAUGUUAAGAAAGUUGAUUCUAAUGAUGUGUUGUACGGGUCUGAUCCAAAGUUCAUCGCAGAGAUUAAUAAAAUGUGUUCAUUGAUCGUAGAGGAAGUGUUGAACCAACUGAAGGUGUUGGGAGCAGCAGAAUCAUACCAGAACCAGGCAAUCCUUGCCUUGGACUUGUUCAUGGCAGUGAUGGUGAGGGGUGAUCUGUCCAGCCAGGGCCUCGCAACAUUGGCAGUUAACCUCUGGAACUUGGCCAACAAGCACCGGCAAAUCGACUCAAAGCGCUUGAAGAGAACGUUGGAAUGUUUGAAAAGGAGAAGUUCUGCUCAGCCUGAUAAUAUUUACAGUGAAGUGCUUGCCAAGUUAGAAUUACCUUGAAGUUUUUCCAAAUUGUUUUAACUGCAAGACAGAUUUCUCCUGCUUUAGGUUAAAAUAUUUUGUCAUGCUUGGGAAAUAUUACCCUACCAUGUUUGGGUUAGGAGAAAUUGUCUUACAACAAAAAUAUAAGAACCAAUCAGGAUGCUAGUAGUUAAUGAAGAAACACCAGCUCAAAAUUUACUUUAAAUAGUUUGUUUGGUAAAUUGAUAGAACUCUAUGUGUGUGCAUGUUAAAAUCGGGAUUUUUGUCAUCAUCUGGGCAAGUCAUGAGGUGGUUCUUUAUGCUGUGGUAAAAACAUUUGUAUCAACAUCAUAAAGAAGGGCCAUGUAAUUGGUACCAUAGACUAAAAGAAUUAAAUAUAGACCGUCAGCUGUGCUGCGGUUACCAUAGCUUCUGGCGCACACCGUUUGGAGCGCCAUGUAGUUACGGCGUAGGCGCUACGUAAACUACAGCGGUGUGCGCCGGAACCUAUGGUAACCGCAGCACGGCUGACAGUCUAUAUUUAAUUUUUUUUGUCUAUGUCGGUACUGAGUGGAACUGUGUUCAAAAUUGGACAGGUUUUCAUCUCCACAUUUUUUUAUUGCAUAACUCAAAAUAUUCAAACGCAUAGCUUUAUAAACAUUGUGAAAUUCAAUGGAUAUUGAAAAAUUAAAUUAGUAUCAACAUUAAAACACCAACAUUGUUGGUAUGAACAGCACAGGCAGCUGGUUUUAGUAAGCAACCCAACUAAGUAAACCAGUCAGCUGUUUUUCCUGAUUGACUGGUUCAAAAUCAUAUGUUAUUUUAUUUAUAAUAUUAAUAAGAAAAUGUAAAUCAUUUAAGCCUGAAUACUCUAUAUUGUUAUUGAUUCAUAUUUUUAUAAGUUGUAAAGAAAUAAUAAAGAUUUAAUCUUUAUUUCUAUAAGAUA